AUGACAGCCCAAAAGAUACCAGUAAUUAUCGGUGUGGGUGAAAUCAAGAAUGCCUCUCGGUUGAAAGAAGAUGCGAUUGAACCUUUACAUUUGAUGCUCAGUGCAAUCAAAAGAUCGGCUCAUGAUGCGACCAAUUUUCGCACGGCUGAACUUAUUGCAUCUCUUGAUAGUGUGAGCGUUGUGGCUAGCUCGACGUGGCCGUACAAAGAUCUUCCAGAAUUGCUUUCUGAGAACUUAGGAGUGAAACCCUCAUUCAAGGCUUACAGUGAUUUGAAAGGAAGUGCACCCGUUCAAUUGAUUGAUGAUACAGCUCGGAUGAUUGCAAAAGGCGACAUAGAGGUCGGGGUUGUAGUAGGAGGAGAAGCAAUGGCAUCAUUGAAAACAUUCAUUAAAACCAACUCAUAUCCUCCGCCAUGGACAAGGCCAAAAACAAAUGACGUAUACUAUGCCAACAACGUCGACAUGCUGUCUGGAAUUGGAGAAGUGCACAAGGUUGGAGUCCCGAUGCAUGUCUACGCUAUGUAUGAAAAUGCACGACGAGCCCAUAAAGGACAGACGCCAGUCAGCAAUCUUCAGGAAUCCGCCUCGCUAUACGGAACAUACGCCAGAAUUGCAUCAAAGCAUCCAGCAUCGUGGAACUUCGAUAAGCCGCCCGAAACAGCAGAGACAAUUGGAAGAAUAACAAAACGAAACCGAAUGAUAUGUUUUCCGUAUCCGCUUCUAAUGAACGCCUUUAAUGACGUAAACAUUGCCGGAGCUUGCAUUCUGACAUCGACUGACCUCGCUGGGCGCAUGGGUAUUUCCCGUGACAAAUGGAUCUUUCCGCUAGGAGGUGGGAGAGGGAACGAUACUGAAGAUUUUUGGAAUCGAUCCAACUAUCACUCCAGCCCUGCAAUUGCUACUGCUUUGGAAGAGUGUUUGAGUUCAUCAGGACUGCGCAAAGAGGAUAUUGAUUUGUUCGAUUUUUACUCAUGCUUCCCAAUUGUUCCAAAACUGGCUUGCGACCACCUGGGAAUCCCGUAUAGCAACCCCCCAAAGCCAAUCACUCUUUUGGGAGGUCUCACAUCUUUUGGUGGCGCGGGUGCAAAUUAUUCUAUGCAUGCGGUGGCUGAGAUGGUCCGUCGACUUCGAAAGUUGCAGGGUCGCCAUGAGCCCUCACAUGGGCUCAUUCUCGCCAAUGGUGGUGUGUUGACGACAGAGAAUGCAAUAUGCCUCUCUACCCAGCCUGACAAGUCCCAUACGCCAUAUCCACUGGAAGACAAGACUCCGAUGCAAGUCGUCGUGUCCCCAAUCAGCUUGGGGACAGUGGAAGAAGAAGCAGUGGUCGAAACAUAUACCGUUGAGUACGAUCGCCAUAACCGACCCCUCAUAGGCCAUGUUGUGUGUAGGUUGAAGAGUAACGGUGCUCGUGUAAUUGCGAAUCACGCCGAUGCCACGACAUUGGAGCAGCUGGCCAGCUGGACAGAAGAACCGAUUCGACGAAGUGGAUUCCUCAGGCCAUCUCUUGUCAAAGUAGAGCAGAACCUAUUCAGCUUUCGACGAGAUAACAGGCUGUAG
This is a messenger RNA of Penicillium nucicola, 1557 nucleotides long. RefSeq lists its product as uncharacterized. Lineage: Eukaryota; Fungi; Ascomycota; Eurotiomycetes; Eurotiales; Aspergillaceae. Gene Ontology annotation, molecular function: acyltransferase activity. The transcript is spliced from 8 exons. The record is from RefSeq and is a predicted model, not a curated record. Bases 1 to 1557 code for a protein of 518 amino acids.